Cydia amplana is the source of this 1081-nucleotide messenger RNA. RefSeq names its product beta-1,4-galactosyltransferase 3. Bases 103 to 1062 code for a protein of 319 amino acids. NCBI's taxonomy places the organism in Eukaryota, Metazoa, Arthropoda, Insecta, Lepidoptera, Tortricidae. Gene Ontology annotation, biological process: carbohydrate metabolic process; glycosphingolipid biosynthetic process. The transcript has 5 exons. The record is from RefSeq and is a predicted model, not a curated record. Gene Ontology annotation, cellular component: Golgi apparatus. Gene Ontology annotation, molecular function: N-acetyl-beta-glucosaminyl-derivative 4-beta-N-acetylgalactosaminyltransferase activity; galactosyltransferase activity.
GUCAUGUCAACAAAGUGGUUUAAAUCGAUAAAAACGGGAAAAAAAUAAUAAUUUGGUUAUGAAAUAAUAAAAAGUGCAUGUUACUUAAUUGAUUUUAUCGCAAUGCGGCAAGUUUUUAAGAAAAAAGUCUUAUACGCUGGUGUGGUGGUAAUAGUUUUGAUUAUAUUUCUGCAUCCAGAUAUGUGUGGUCAUCGGACGUACGAAUAUAUAAAAAAGGAUGAUAUAUUAGAUAAUUUGAAUUACGGGACAGCUGAAAAUUUUAGUAGUAAUGCGUUAAGUGACUGCGAGUACCGUGAUGUUGUGUAUGACGAGAGUACGUUGUCGCCGGGUAUUAAGGAUGGGGAUUUGGUUGAGGGUCAUAGGAUCAAGGAAGGAGGAGAAUACGCGCCGCUAGAGUGCAAACCUAAGUUCAGUACAGCGAUAGUGAUACCUUAUAGAGACAGAGCUGAACAGCUGCGAGGAUUCCUCAUCUACAUGCACAUGUUCCUGAGACGUCAGCUGAUCCACUACCGCAUCUUUGUGGUAGAACAGGUGGACUCUCGGCCCUUCAACAGAGCAAAGCUGAUGAACGUAGGCGCGGUGAUCGCCGCCCGCGCUGGCUUCCCCUGUCUCGUUUUACAUGAUGUCGACUUAUUACCGCUACGGCCUGCCAAUAUUUAUGCGUGCACGAAAAACCCCAGGCAUCUGUCCUCGAGUAUUGACAAGUUUAGAUUCGUCCUACCAUACCUGGACCUUUUCGGCGGCGCCAUAGCGAUAACAACCAAACAGUACUUGGACAUUAACGGCAUGAGCAACGAGUACUACGGCUGGGGCGGCGAGGACGACGACCUGUACAUACGUCUGGAGGCGCACGGGUUGAAACUGUGCCGGUUCGAACCCGGGACCAGUCGGUACCACAUGCUGACGCACCGCCACGAGCCACGGACUAAUACGCAGAAGGUAACCAAUUUAUUGAAAAACGCAAAAGACAGACUAAAAGGGGACGGGCUGAACUCCCUGCAGUACACAGAAGUGGCAACAGUACUCCACCCUCUAUUUACUCAUAUCAUGGUUGAUCUUUAGCAUAUCUCUUACAAAUAGU